Oreochromis niloticus (Nile tilapia) is the source of this 3498-nucleotide messenger RNA. RefSeq names its product caprin family member 2 (gene caprin2). The transcript is spliced from 21 exons. The record is from RefSeq and is a predicted model, not a curated record. Gene Ontology annotation, biological process: positive regulation of canonical Wnt signaling pathway. Lineage: Eukaryota; Metazoa; Chordata; Actinopteri; Cichliformes; Cichlidae. The coding region runs from base 187 to 2904 and encodes 905 amino acids. Gene Ontology annotation, molecular function: signaling receptor binding. Gene Ontology annotation, cellular component: cytoplasm.
CUGAUUAUUUUUUCGGCCCCAGCAGGGCAUGUGUAAAGCGGCAGAGUAUAUAAAGGUAUGAGCCAGCGUGGCCUCUGCCAGCUGAACAUCACGGUUAGAAAAGAGGGGGCUUGCUUUGGAGCUUUCAGCUGUCCGGCGGCACUUCCUGUGAGAAUUUAACGAGCUACAAGCAGUGUGGAGCUCAAUAUGGUGCAGCUAUCUCCUUCACCUACCCUGGAUAUCACCUUUCCACCUGAGAACUCAAAAGGAAGAGAAGAGGACUCGGUCACUGAUGGUAUCCUGAAGAUGGGCUCACCUGCUGGGUUGAACACUCUGCAGCUCAACAUGGAAAUCUCCACUGCUUACUACGGCUAUGAAACCUACAUAGAAGAUGGCCUCAUCUGCCUCAAACACAAAAUUCGCAACCUAGAGAAAAAGAAGCUGAAACUGCUCGGCUACAGGAAGAGACUGAAACAGGGUGAGGUUCUAAACAAAGAUCAAAUGGCGGCUGUGGAAAAGUAUGAGGAGGUGCUGCACAACUUGGACUUUGCACGAGAGCUCCACAAAACCCUGGAUGGCUUGACUCAGAAUCUGAUUAAGGCCCAGAGGAAAGCCAUGAAGAAGGAGCAAGUAGCUAAGGUGGAGGAAGAGAGGCGACGUUUGGCCACUGUACUCCAGGUCCAGCACCUCCUUGCUAGCCUGCAAAAGGAGCAUGUCAGGAGAGACCUUUUGGCCGGCCAGAAUCAGGCACCAUGUGUUCCAGGCCAGCAGCUACAUAGUCUGAGCCAGCUCACCACCUUGCUUGGAGUCAAGAGAGAUAACAGACUGAGUUUACAAGAGCAAAUGGAGCAGGCGGCUCUGGCCUACAUGGACCUAUUGGAGGGAAAAGACAAGCCGGUGGCUGGAUCCUCAUUUAAGCAGUUGAAAGCGGAGCUCACCAGGCUGUUGAACUGCGAGUACUUCAAUUGUCUUCCACCUCCUCCAAGCAAGACUCCGGAGGUGGUCCUGAGCCCAGCCAGCCACACUCCCAUACUAAAGUCAAAAUCAAAUGAAGUUUCAAAGGAGUUUUUCAAUAGACUAUAUGUGAGUGAGACGGAGAAGGAGCAGGACCCUCCUGACUGCUGGGAUACGGAGCUCCCAGAUGAACCUUCAUCACCGCAAACUGCAGUCCUCAAACCAUGGAGAGGAGCUGCCACUUUAAUACCUAAAGUCAUUCCAUCCACCACGAGGAAGCCGUCUGCAGACUGCAAACUGAGGAAAGAGAAGAAGGCCAAACAAGAGCAAAAUUCAAAGUUGGUAGUUGGCAUGGAUAUACCUGUGGAAGUUUUCAGUUCUGCAUCUGCCUUACCUAAAGACCCCAUCCUGAGAAAACAACACCUCGAGGAGCUCAUGACAAAGAUCCAUGGCUCCUUUAGUUUUAUGCAGGACUCUCUCCUAGAUGGUGAGAGCUCGCCUCCAAAUGACCAGCUCAGACUGAAGAGACAGCCUUCUGGAUCUCCCUCUAUUCUGGCUAAAGCAGGUUUGAGAAGCCCAAUUGAUGUCCUACCCAAAGCGAUGCAUUCCACUCCACUGCCCUCCAGGCUUACGGAGCGCAGAGUCAGUCUGACCAAUGGAAAUCAGAGCCUGGAGACCUGUGACAUAGAACUUUCACCAAAGGACCUACCUCAUGAGUCACUCCAGUUGGCUGAAAAAGAGAUUUUUCCUUCACCGCCACUGUUUCGCCAGGAGUCGACUGUCUCCAGCAAUCUGGAGGAAAAGAGCUGUCCUAGGACACCAGUAACAGAUUCAGGGAAGCAGUCGCCCUGUAAUGGGGUAACAUCCUGCACUUCCACCCCCCCUCAGGGACAGACUUUCUCUACACCGCCCACCAGGCGAUCUCUGACCUCUGCACAGUUUCAGAGCAUCCAGUCAGUCUUCAAAGUGAGCACCUCCUUAACUCAGACGGGGGAGGUGAACUAUAAACCAGAUUCUGUUUUCACUGAGCCCAGAUACACCACUGCCAGCACCCAGACACCACCUGAGUUUGCUCUCUCAGAGGAGGAGGCACAACCAGUGUACCAGUCGGAUUACUUGGUGGGUAAUGGUGGACAGAUCUUUCAGUCUCCAAGCCAGUCGGGUGGUGUGAAUCGACCUGGCCAAUCAUACUACACCAGAGGCUCUGUGAGAGGUAUGGCACGUGGUGGCAAGGCACUGGCUCAAACCUUUCGCUCCUCUGGGUGGCAACGAGGAGGAUCCUACAUCUCUCCAACUCAUCUCAGGGACUCUGGUCCCCUCUUCUAUGCUGCUAGAGAUUCAGGGUACCAGCACAACUACAGGCGAGGAGGGAGACAUAACAACAGUGCAGCCUGGAGUGAUUCUUCUCAGGUGAGCAGCCCAGACCGGGAGGGAGCAUUCACAAUUGUGGACUCGGGUCAUGGGGAUUCCCUGUCUGUUUCCACUGUGGAGGUCCCACUCACUCCACAUGGACACCACCACACCGCCUUGCUGCCUAUGCAGCUCUACCCGCUCUCCCAACCCUCCCAACCUCUGCGAGUGGCCUUCACUGCCUCUCGCACUGCCAACUUCGCUCCGGGAAAUCUCGACCAGCCGAUUGUAUUUGACCAGCUCCAUAGCAACCUAGGGGAGAUGUACGAUACCCACAUUGGCCGCUUUACCUGCCCUGUGAAUGGAACCUAUGUCUUUAUCUUCCACAUCCUGAAGCUUGCCAUCAAUGUGCCGCUCUACAUUAACCUCAUGCGCAACGAGGAGGUGAUGGUGUCGGCAUACGCCAACGAUGGAGCCCCAGACCAUGAAACAGCCAGCAACCACGCCAUUUUGCCGCUUUUCCAAGGAGACCAGGUGUGGCUCAGGUUGCAUCGUGGAGCCAUCUAUGGCAGCACUUGGAAGUACAGCACCUUCUCUGGGUUUCUGCUGUACCAGGAUUGAAUAGCAGUCAGCCUGGUGGCGUCUUCUUCCAGUGUGUGGACUGUUUGCUUUGCAUUGAAUGGUGACUGCACUGACGUUUCAGUAUUGUGGUAAGGCUGCAUGCUAAUGCAUAAAACUUGUUCACAACAUGGGUGAGAGUAUAGAUUAUACACUUUGACUACUUACACAACUUGCCUGUUUUCAAAUGGAGUCUGUUACCAAUUGACAAACCAGGCAGAUGGCCUUCUCCUAAAAAUAAAAAUCAUUGUAAUGACUUGUGAUGAUCUACCACUUUGACUGAUACAGUUACACCAUCUGCUGUAAAGCGUCACCUGCGAGAAUGGAACUAUUUUGUGCCUUUUUGUUCAAUGAAUGUUUGCAUUGACCAGAUGCUAACCUCCUGUUGAACUAAAUGAAUGACUUAUCAGGUGAAUUGACAAACUGUAUUUGCAGCACUUUGCUUGAUGCUGUGCUCCUAUGCAUUCAUUCUUACUGAGGAAAAGAUUGUUCUUGGUGGUGGGUGUGGUGUCAAACACUAAAGGCAAAAUUGUAGCACUAAGUCUACUGUGAAGGUAUAAAAGAGGUCUCUUGAUGAAAUAAAAGAUGAGCAGUGAA